Messenger RNA from Panicum hallii, 1227 nucleotides. RefSeq names its product GRF1-interacting factor 1. The transcript has 4 exons. NCBI's taxonomy places the organism in Eukaryota, Viridiplantae, Streptophyta, Magnoliopsida, Poales, Poaceae. Gene Ontology annotation, molecular function: transcription coactivator activity. The record is from RefSeq and is a predicted model, not a curated record. Gene Ontology annotation, biological process: leaf development; positive regulation of transcription by RNA polymerase II; cell population proliferation. Bases 231 to 920 code for a protein of 229 amino acids. Gene Ontology annotation, cellular component: nucleus.
GGCAAGCGACCGGCCUGCCCCCAAAACCCCUGCUCUCAUCUCCGCCAAAACCCCAAGCGAAACCCUCCCUCUCCAGUCUCCACCUUUUCGCCAGCCGCCUGCUCGAAAGCAACCGCGGAGGGGAAGAGGCUGCGGCGCAGGAGAAGAACCGGCGGCGGCGGCGGCGGCGGUGUGUAGACUGCUGGAGGCCGGACAGGGCGCAAGCUUUUGGCAGCGGUGGUGGUUUUCGAAUGCAGCAGCAGCAGCACCUGAUGCAGAUGAACCAGAGCAUGAUUGGGGGCUACGCCUCCCCUACCCCAGUCACCACCGAUCACAUCCAGCAGUACCUGGAUGAGAACAAGCAGCUGAUCCUGGCCAUCCUCGACAACCAGAACAAUGGGAAGGUGGAAGAGUGCGAACGGCACCAAGCUAAGCUCCAGCACAACCUCAUGUACCUGGCUGCCAUCGCCGAUAGUCAGCCGCCACAGACGGCACCGUUGUCACAGUACCCGUCCAACCUGAUGAUGCAGCCGGGCCCGCGGUACAUGCCGCCGCAGUCGGGGCAAAUGAUGAGCCCGCAGUCGCUGAUGGCGGCGCGGUCCUCCAUGAUGUACGCGCACCCGUCCAUGUCGCCGCUUCAGCAGCAGCAGGCGGCGCACGGCCAGCUUGGCAUGGCCUCGGGCGGCGGCGGCGGCGGCACGACCAGCGGGUUCAACAUCCUCCACGGCGAGGCCAGCAUGGGCGGCGGCGCGGGCGCCGGCGGCGGCAACAGCAUGAUGAACGCCGGCAUGUUCUCGGGCUUCGGCCGCCCUGGCAGCGGCAGCGGCGCCAAGGAGGGGUCGACCUCGCUGUCGGUGGACGUCCGGGGAGGCGCCAGCUCCGGCGCGCAGAGCGGGGACGGCGAGUACCUGAAGGCCGGCACCGAGGAGGAAGGCAGCUAAGGCAGUGGCGCCAGCACGGGCGCCGGCGGCAGGAGCAGCAGGAUUAGCAGGUAGCUUUGAGGACCGAGGAGGGUAGUAGUGGUAGCUAGUAUGUGGUCGGUAAGCGCUAGGUCUGUUCCAUGGGAACCUGGAGGUGGUAGUGGCCAGCAUCAGCAUGCAUGCUGGGUCACUUGUUUUGGAUGUGCGUGGCAGGUUCUCUCGCCCAAGAUGAUGAUGUAGUAUGGAACGUUGCCGGUGCACUCCUGCGCUGACACUCUAUCUUGUGAUUGUUGUUGGAACGCCUUCAGUCUGGAAGAAGCUUUUGAAA